Westerdykella ornata is the source of this 543-nucleotide messenger RNA. RefSeq lists its product as uncharacterized. NCBI's taxonomy places the organism in Eukaryota, Fungi, Ascomycota, Dothideomycetes, Pleosporales, Sporormiaceae. The transcript is spliced from 2 exons. The coding region runs from base 1 to 543 and encodes 180 amino acids. The record is from RefSeq and is a predicted model, not a curated record.
AUGAAGGGACCAGUCUGCUCCGAUACAAACAAGACACAUUCAAUAGACUCUGUCGCCAAACAGAUAUCAAUACCAGAGACGAGAACAGCACUGGACUACUAUCCACCUCUACUCCGGCUACCUUCGGAGAUCCGACGCGAGAUUUUUAGAUAUCUCCUGCCAUCAUCGAACAAGCGAUUUCGAUUCUACACCGACUGCGACACCAAGGUGAUCAACAAGAAAUGGAACAGCCUAUGUCGCCCCCACCCUGACAAACCCACCCUCGAUGUCCUCCGAACGAAUCGCCUGAUUUACCAUGAAUGUCUCUCCAUCAUGUAUUCCGAAAACCUCUUCCACUUCUAUGGGUUCAAUUAUUUGCCUGUCCUGGAUUUCAUUCGCCGUUUGAGUCCCGAAGCCAAGAGCCUAGUACGCAAUGUCCGGCUUACGCUCCUUACCGAUCAGCACGAUGAUCAGCCAACCAAUCACGAUGCCUUCUGUACAGUUGUCCAUGAGUUUUUACCAGGCUUGAUUACCUUGCGGGCCGACCCUGUGGUGUUUUUCUGA